GAGAAGUCAUAGACGCUAACAUUUGUUUGCUAGACUAUUAUCAAAUAUCCGAAAUUCGAAGCACAUGCCUGACCUAACGUUAUUAACAAAAGUAAAAUCAACAGAAUUUUAAUCUUAAAUCAUAUUUGCUCAAAAACGUUUUAACUGCGUCUCACUAACAAUUACUGAUGCAUCUCAAUCUGUAAAUUAGAUGCAUUUCGAAAAACGAUAGAGAAAAUGUCAACUCUGAACUUUGAUCAAAACAGAGAAGCAAUAAUUAUUGAAAAAGAAUCUUCUAUCUAGAACGCUCAAUUGAAUGGUCCAUUAGAGGGAGCUAGAUGCAUUACUCUUAAUAUGUUAAUGAAAUAUUUGGAACAGGGUGACUUUUAGUCGACCAAUAGUGUCUGGACGCUGACGUAUCAUGAAUAAAAGCAUAAACUUGAUCAUGGUCAUGACAAAUGGUUAAAUUAUUCUCAAAAAUGCUAUAAGCUACAUGGUGCAUGUCUAAAGAUACCAAAGUUCAGAUAAGAAAUGUUGAACAAAUAUGCAUGCAAUGCGAAUGGGACAUCAUAAAGUUAUGACGCAUCCUAUUUACGAUCACCAAUAAUAUCAAUCAGAGCUAUUGUCAAUUUAGAAAAGAAAAGAGAAUAUUCGGUAGUACUUCAGUGACGAACUGUCGUAGAAUAAAUCAGUUUCAAUCGGGGACUAAGAGUGUCUAGAUCGGUCUGCAGCAAAAUUGGUACUACGCAUGUCAUUAAUUUGUGAGAUUUUCUUGAGUGUUUGAAUUCUUUUUCUUGCAAUUUUUAAUGUUUUUACGUUGUCGUCGGUCGUAAUUAUUAUUUUUUGUAAUUUUUUUUUUAAUGUUUCGCUUUGGAUACUGUUUUGUGUCAAAAUUGCAAUUGUUUUGAUGACGUUCAAUUCAAUAUGAAUCAUGCACAAUGAAUAACCGGAAAUUUUUCUUUGAAAUGUAUUUGAUAUUCAAUUAUCUAUCGAAUUUUUCAACCUGAACAAUUUAAUCGUCGAGAAAACAGUGACUUGAAGAAACACACGUCGUCGCACCGAAAAUGCAUUAUCGCUAAAGUGGAAAGAACAAGAUAGAGUAAUACAAUCCAACUAGAAAUUGCAUAAAUUCGCACAACGAUCGAUUUUGAGUCGAGAAUUCAGCAAAUCAUAUCGAUAGAGUUUACUAGAUUCGGAAAAACUCGAUGUGAUAUUAAGUUAACGGAAUCGAAAUUAAAGGACUGGGACAUAAAUUAGAAAAUUUAAUUUUUUUUUAAGUUAGAGUUCUGUGAUUUAGUGCACGAUAAAAUGUUCUCUUUGAAUUUUACCAAAAGGCAAUGGUUGACACUAUUCGUGAUUGGAUUAGCUGAUUUCUGUAAUGCAGUUUGUGUUAGUUUACAGGCUCCGUUUUUUCCACAAGAGGCGGAGAAGAAAGGAGCCACCGCAACAGAAUAUGGACUCGUAUUCGGAGUAUUCGAAUUAGUUGUAUUUGUUAUAUCUCCAGUUUAUGGACAAUAUCUUAAUCGCAUAGGACCGAAAGUAUUAUUUAAUGGAGGAAUAUUUACCACUGCCGCUUCAGCUAUCUGCUUUGGACUUCUCGACAGAGUCCAAGGACACACCAGUUUCGUAGCUCUGGCAUUUACAAUACGAAUCGUCGAAGCUCUAGGAAAUGCUGCAUUUUUGACAGCUUCCUUUGCCAUCAUUGCCAAAGAGUUCCCGAACAAUGUUGGCACCACUUUUGCUUCGUUAGAAACAUUUUUCGGAUUAGGAUUGAUCGUUGGACCGAUGGUCGGAGGUACAUUAUACUCGGUGGGUGGAUAUUUCUUGCCGUUUGUUGUCCUUGGAUCUGCCCUAUUUGUAACAGCCUUGUUAACGGCGUGUGUGCUGCCGAAACAUCCGCAUGCAUGCGAUGCUGGACAAGCUGGACCAAACCUCAAAACGGUUCUGAAAAUACCGGGAGUGGUAGUAUGUGCUGUUGGAAUUUGUGCAACAAGCGCGUCUAUUGGAUUUUUAAGCGCCACCUUAGAACCGCAUUUACGACAAUUCGACCUAGGACCGAUAUUGUUAGGAAUGAUUUUCGUGAUAAAUGGAGGAAUAUAUGCGCUGGCUGCACCAAUUUGUGGUUUGUUGGUCGAUAGAUUUAUAAAUCCGAAAAUAUCAUCGUGCAUGGGAAGCAUAUUCAUAGCAGCCGGAUUCUGUUUAGUUGGACCCAUCUCGUUCUUGCCGAUGGAAACGAAACUCGGUACAGUUAUUGCCGGAUUAGUGCUGCAUGGUCUCGGUAUUGCCUCUCAACUGGUAGCUAGUUUUUCCGAUGCUUUGCGUACGUCGAUACAACACGGUCUACCCGAUAAUAUCGAAACGUAUGGUUUGAUAUCUGGCCUUUGGACAUCCACAUUCGCUUUGGGAGCGUUUAUUGGACCGUCAGUGAGUGGUGCGCUGUACGAUUCAAUUGGUUUCCGUGAGUCAACCAUUUUUAUUGUCGGUCUGCAUGCACUAGUGGCUGUAAUGAUCGCGAUAUUCUUAAUAAUUGAAAAACGACAGGCCAAUCCGUACAAAGAGUUGAACCCUUCGGAAUCUUUACUUAAGAGCCGAGACAGCCUUUUCUUCAGCAACAGCAGUUUGGAUAAAAGCCUGAAGAGCCACCGUGGAUCCAUUACAAUUGAUCAAACUGGUCCAGGAGCACUCAGCAAUUUGAUGAUGUGCAACAGUUACAACAACAAACAAUGUCAAUGGUCAAGUCGAUGCGAACGACAUGAUACAUUGGGUCAAUACUACGGAAGUGUUGACAUGCGACCAGGACACAUCGAAACUCUUGCAUAGAUUUAAAUGAGCGUGCCGUUAGUGUAUCUUUUGUUCGAUCAUAAUUGUAAGUAAUAUUACCGGAAAUAAGACUAUUGCCACAACUAGAAUCUCACUUUAAGCCCGCCCUCUCGUGUCAUCUUUUUAUUGUUUUUUUUAGUGUUAUCAAUCAAAUAGUAAUUUUCUUUCCCACAUUCGGUACUCAAUUUUAUUGUUUUGUUUUGAAGCCGAGAGUUAUCUUUUGUUGUUUUUUUUUCAUCUUUUCUUUAUUUUCUAAGAUAAUUUUAGUUAAUUUUUGUCGUUGGAUUAAGAUUCUCACCUACCAGCUUAGGUAUAAUGUGUCACACUAAGGAAUAUAUUUUCUCCAAUUUAUUUAAAAACAAAAUCUUUGUACUGAUUAAUUUACACAAUAAACGUAAAAAUAAAUGAA
Messenger RNA from Bradysia coprophila, 3208 nucleotides. RefSeq names its product MFS-type transporter SLC18B1-like. Gene Ontology annotation, molecular function: transmembrane transporter activity. Gene Ontology annotation, biological process: transmembrane transport. NCBI's taxonomy places the organism in Eukaryota, Metazoa, Arthropoda, Insecta, Diptera, Sciaridae. The record is from RefSeq and is a predicted model, not a curated record.